UAUUUUCUAGAUGAAUUAAGCCAGCGUCUCAUCCCUUGUUUGGGCCUCUUCCCUGCAUUUCAUUUAUUUGUUUGUUUUCUAAAAGUGCAUCGAUCCCUUGUGCUUUUUUUGCAUCGACAACCAAAUUAACUUGUUAACUUGAUGGCUGAAAACAUUCCUUCUUUGACUGAUUUCUUCGAUGGUUACAUCGAGGAGCACUUUGCAGACACUAACGACUUCUUCAUACCACCAGACAUCUUCAAUACGCUUGAACCAUUGGUCUCUCAAAACUCCAAUUCUUCAUGCACUGCUUUACCAGAGACCGAAAUGGAGAUACCCAAGAGAAAACGUCAGAAGCUUUCGUUGGUGGUCGAAGAUGGCCAGCAGAAAGUGUCACAUAUCACCGUUGAGAGGAACCGAAGGAAGCAGAUGAACGAGCACUUAACUGUUCUUCGUUCGUUAAUGCCUUGCUUCUAUGUCAAAAGGGGUGAUCAAGCAUCAAUAAUAGGAGGAGUAGUUGAUUACAUCACCGAACUGCAACAAGUGCUUCAAUCACUAGAAUCAAAAAAGCAAAGAAAAGUGUACAAUGAUGUUUUGAGCCCGAGGCCUUCACCGCUUAGCCCACGAAAACCGCCUCUAAGCCCCUUGCCAAUUAGCCCAAGAACUCCACAACCAGUGAGUCCUUACAGAGCCAGGUUGCAGCAACCUCCCUCUUACCUACAACCAUCAUUAAUGGUUAACAUGACACUUGACCCUUCACCUUCUAGCUCUUCCUCAAAUUCGGACAUUGUUAACGAUCUUGCUGCAAAUUCAAAAUCAUCUAUUGCUGAUGUUGAGGCCAAGUUUUCAGGGUCUAAUCUUGUUUUAAAGACUAUCUCGCCGCGGUUGCCAGGCCAAGCAACGAAAAUAGUUUCGGUUCUUGAAGACCUCUCUCUUGAAAUCCUGGAGGCUGGCAUUAACACUGUUGAUGAAACUAUGGUCAAUUCAUUCACCAUUAAGAUUGGAAUUGAAUGCCAGCUAAGCGCGGAGGAUCUAGUUCAACAUAUCCAACAAACAUUCUGCUAAUGCGAGUCAGUAUUCACGAGCCUCCGUCAUCUGCCUCCUUUUUAUACUACCCGUUUCUUUUUAUGGACAGUAUUGUUGUCUUGAGAUCAUACCCGAUACAUUGAGCACAUGCUUAUUGCAUUGGGCAUGAUGUCAAAGCAAAAUACCAAGUAACUAAGAAGUUAGAGAAAAUAAA
Molecule: messenger RNA, 1219 nt
Organism: Helianthus annuus (common sunflower)
Lineage: Eukaryota; Viridiplantae; Streptophyta; Magnoliopsida; Asterales; Asteraceae
Product: transcription factor SPEECHLESS-like
Exons: 3
Coding region: 142-1044 (300 amino acids)
Biological process (GO): guard cell differentiation; stomatal complex development; positive regulation of DNA-templated transcription
Cellular component (GO): nucleus
Molecular function (GO): protein dimerization activity; DNA-binding transcription factor activity
Source: RefSeq, a predicted model, not a curated record